Messenger RNA from Podospora pseudopauciseta, 3466 nucleotides. RefSeq lists its product as uncharacterized. Gene Ontology annotation, biological process: fatty acid metabolic process. Gene Ontology annotation, molecular function: fatty-acyl-CoA binding. The transcript is spliced from 4 exons. The record is from RefSeq and is a predicted model, not a curated record. Lineage: Eukaryota; Fungi; Ascomycota; Sordariomycetes; Sordariales; Podosporaceae. The coding region runs from base 595 to 906 and encodes 103 amino acids.
UUGGGUGGUGAGAUUCGAAGCUCUUAAGAGUCUGUCCUUGCUGUCACGUUGCCAAACAUAAAGCCACCACUGGCCGCUCCCAAAUUUCUUGACUGGAAAUGUAUGAUGGUGGCUGUAUCCUUCCGAUGGAGAGACUGCCAGUGCACCAGUGCUUGGAGAUUUCGAUGGCCCUUAAGUUGAGGCUCCGUGUUCGUACGAUGGUAUUGUGGGAACGCUCAAAUGCCCUCUCAACAAGCAUCCUUAUUUCCACCUGCCUCCCGCUAUCAGACUCUCUCUCGAAAACUCCGUUCCCGUCUGACAAGCCCGUCUUGUGUUCGGAUUUGGAUGGAGGAUGACCUCACGGCCCACCUCCCUUCCACUCACAUGCUCGCAUGUGCUCCACAUGGUCAGGACAAGCAAUUGACCCCGCGCUUUCCGGCUUAACCACCCCGUGCCUGACCUAGCUGACCCCGCCAUGACCCCAACAAACAGGUCCAGAUCUCUUCUCCUCAACACUUGCGACACUUGACAGAUUCCCUAACUAUACAACCAGCACUCAGCACAGCAGGCACUAGAGAUUUCCCUUUUCCAAACCCUUCACACACUACCGCAAAAAUGGCUCAGAGCGAGGCUUUCCAGAAGGCUGUUGUCGACUCCAAGAAGUUGACUUCCAAGCCCUCCAACGAGGAUCUCCUCGAGAUCUAUGGUCUCUACAAGGUCGCCACUGGCGAGAAGAUUGCCGAUGCCACCAAGCCUGGCAUGUUCGACCUCAAAGGCAAGGCCAAGUACAACGCCUGGCAAGACGUUGACAACAAGGGCUUGACCCCCGAGCAGGCUCAGGAGCAGUACGUGGCCAAGAUUGAGGAGAUGAAGACCAAGUACGGCUAUGACGCCAACAAGGAACCCGAGGCUGUUGGCGGUAACUAGAUGCACCGCCGCCGAUUAUAUCGCGAGAGGUAUAACAUUGGCGCCAAAGAGCUGUCAUCUAAUCAUUGGAAAUCUAUUCAUACCCGUCAACGAGUUCAUCACCGAGCUGCGCACCCUGUCACUCAACUAUUUUCACGCAAACAUGCUUCACAUUCUUUUUCGUGCCCUCAGACUGCCCCUCACCCGCCUCUUCUCUCUCUUGAUAUUCCUCACCAUCUUUAGCCUUUGUUGGGAAUGGCUCUUUGGCCUGUGAUUCCAUCACACCACAGCUCCGGCUGAGAGGAGGACUCCCCCAGCUACAACAACGACGCCAGUGAAUACUCAGGUUCAUGCGGCCCCAAGUUCUGGUACCUCAAUCAUAAUAGUAUUGACGCCAACGGCGUUCCAAAAUGCCAUAGCUGCUUAUCGGCAAGCACCCGCACCCGCAGCUGCGAACUUUAACAUGUCGGUAAACCCGGCCUUCACGUUGCCGAAUUAGCCGGAUCUGCCGGUGCCGGGAGCGCCACCGCCGAAGCAAAAGACGAGGGUGAGGUCACGAACUCUGUAGAGGGUGGUUUGCCUGGGCCAUUUUGGGUGUUUUUGGGGAGGUAUUGUGUCCUUAGGGGGUAGGGAGGGGUAUGUGUAAGAGGUUUGAUGAUCAGCGAGAGUUUGGUGUCUUGUAUUCAGAUUGUCGGUCUUGUUUGGGUCGAAUAGAUAUACCUCUUCAGCGAACAGGGGGGUUAGAUUUAUAUAGCAUGUUUUGGCAUGGGAAAUGAGGUGCUGUUCUUCGCGUGGCUUCGGAGAAGAUGUUGAUGCGUUAUUGGCUAAACAAAAAUAUAGGGUUAGAGUAGGUCAAAGACCAGCUCCGAAAAAGAAUCGGGCGCCGAGACUCGACGCCGGACCUCUCUACCAGCGUGGCCACCUGCUUGUCUGUCUCUCCCGGCGCAGCAAAAAAUGCUAGGAUGGAGAGGGAGCGUUGGAAGGUGCUGCCCCCGACAGUCUUGGUUGGUCUGUUCAGUACGAAUUGGACUCGACACCUUUCUUGAUGUUGAAGGCGAAUCAUUUUUCCACGGCGGGGAGACUAUGCUUCCGUGUUGGCGACAUUUUACUGAAGGCAUAGCCACAAGACUGAUGCCACAAGAACGAGGAGGGUAGAGAACGAGAAAGAACAUGUAUUGCUUCACGACAACUAACCAGCUAGCCAACACCAAAUCAGACCAUUCUAUCCAAGCCACCUCAGGUAUCAUCAGGUAUAAAGCUCAUCCGUCAAGCUGUUCAGCGCCAGCCCAUCCUCCGCGAUGUCAGGGACGUCAAUCAAGAAGUUGAGCGGCAUCUCCACAAGGUUACCCCUGAUGCCGCUGAGCCACAUCUUUAGCUCACCCACACCACCGGGAAAGUUCUCCCUGACAACGUGCCCGUAGUCGACCUUGCCGUUCUUGUACCCUUCCUCUGCCUGCUCGGCCGGCUCACCGGGGAUGACAAAGUGCUUGGAGAAGAAGUUGUCGUAAUCCUCCCAAGUCCUGACCUUGUCGUUGGGGACAGGGUGGAAGGCCCUGCUGAAGAUUUCCGUGUUGCGGCGGGCGGUGCCACGCCACAAGUUGAUGAAGUCGGGCGAAAGAGGGUCGGCGACGAGGCGGUCCGAAGGGGAGUCCCAGUCGUAAUGAUUGACCGCGUCGUGGGAGACAGGCGUCCAGUUGAUGUCAGGACGGUCGGGAUGCUGGUGGGGAACGAGACCGAGGUGCUUGCGGUAGAGGAAGCGGCGGAGGGAGGUGGCAAACUGGGAAGCAGUGUACGGGCGGCCAUUCAUAUAAGUUCUGAUCGGCGUCGGGUCCUCGAUGAUGACGGCAAUUUCGGAGUCGUGGUCGCCGAGCUGAGAGCGGUCGUUGAGGUUGGCAGAACCGCAGAUGACCAGCUGGUCGUCAGCGAUGAGGACCUUGGUGUGGAUGUAAAGCUGCUCAGAGACAAAGGAGUCGAGCUCAUCCUCGGGAAUACCAGUCCAUGGAACGCCGAGGAUGGACAGGCCGCUCUCCAUGUAGCAGGGCGAGACGGUGUCCCAGCUCUGGUCGGUCAGGGAAGUCGCGGUCGCUUGGUAGCGACGGUAGUAGCUAUUGUUCCCGCCAGAGUUUGAAGAGUUGUACCGGUCCUCAAAAUCGCGAUGGGCAGCUUCGUAGCUGACCCCGCUCUCGCGUUCGGCACGGGUCAUGAUCUGACUUCUGUUGAUGCGGUCAUAGUUGCGGAGAUUGUACCAGUUGAUGUACCUGUAAGGGUCAUGGACGCCUUCCCUCCUGAGUGUCUCGAUGAUACUGCUGCCGCCGCGGUUGAUGCUGUUGUACUGGAACUCCAUAAUCGCGCGGGUGCCAAGGGCACCUUCAGACUUGAGAUCGCCAGCAAAGGCAGGAACCGCAGGCAUCAUGAUAAUGAUCUGGAAGUCUUCAUUGUUUAUGUGAGCACGCAAGACACGAUCGACAAUGGCUUUGCCGAUCUUGUUGCGAACCGGUCUCUGCUUGUUGGAGGUGGCUGUGAUGAAGAACUGCGGAGAGGUUAGCGCCCGAUAUAGCCCUGAACAAUAAACAAGACCCGU